Molecule: messenger RNA, 3029 nt
Organism: Xenopus laevis (African clawed frog)
Lineage: Eukaryota; Metazoa; Chordata; Amphibia; Anura; Pipidae
Gene: stk38l.S
Product: serine/threonine kinase 38 like S homeolog
Exons: 14
Coding region: 169-1563 (464 amino acids)
Cellular component (GO): cytoplasm
Molecular function (GO): nucleotide binding; protein serine kinase activity; protein serine/threonine kinase activity
Source: RefSeq, a predicted model, not a curated record
CCUUGCGCGCUGGGGGCGUGUCGGCGGCGGGGUCAGUAGGUAGGCGUGGUUUAUGUGGAGGUGGGAGUGGUUAGCGGUGCAGGUGCGGAAGUCUGUAGAGCGGUCAGUGGUGCCCGGAGUGUGGAAGCGGCGUGGACGGCGGAGCCCCGAGGAGCAGGGAUCGUUACUAUGGCAAUGACGGCGAGUAACCCCAAUUCUUGUCCCAUGACCGGCUACACCCGGGAGAGAGUGACCGUGGCCAAACUCACACUCGAGACUUUCUACAGUAAUCUCAUCCUACAGCACGAGGAGCGAGAGACCCGGCAGAAGAAGCUGGAGAUCGCCAUGGAGGAGGAGGGGCUGGGAGAUGACGAGAAAAAAAUGCGGCGAUCGCAACACGCCCGAAAGGAAACGGAGUUCCUGCGGCUGAAGAGGACCCGCCUGGGGCUGGAGGAUUUCGAGUCGCUGAAGGUCAUCGGCCGAGGGGCCUUCGGAGAGGUUCGUCUCGUUCAGAAGAAGGACACUGGACACAUCUAUGCCAUGAAGAUUCUACGCAAGGCCGACAUGCUGGAGAAAGAACAGGUAGCGCACAUCCGAGCAGAACGGGACAUCUUGGUGGAAGCGGACGGGGCCUGGGUGGUUAAAAUGUUCUACAGCUUCCAGGAUAAGAGGAACCUGUAUCUGAUCAUGGAGUUUCUGCCUGGAGGGGACAUGAUGACUUUGCUUAUGAAGAAGGACACGCUGACGGAGGAGGCGACGCAGUUUUAUAUCGCCGAAACUGUCCUGGCUAUCGAUGCCAUUCACCAGCUUGGGUUUAUUCACAGGGAUAUCAAGCCGGACAAUCUGCUGUUGGAUGCCAAGGGUCACGUCAAGCUUUCAGAUUUUGGCCUCUGCACGGGACUGAAGAAGGCCCAUAGAACUGAGUUUUACCGGAACCUGACCCACAAUCCUCCCAGUGACUUCUCCUUCCAGAACAUGAACUCCAAGAGAAAAGCAGAAACGUGGAAGAAAAACCGUCGACAGCUGGCCUACUCCACAGUUGGGACCCCGGAUUACAUUGCGCCGGAGGUCUUUGUGCAGACGGGAUACAACAAGCUCUGUGAUUGGUGGUCGCUGGGAGUCAUUAUGUACGAGAUGUUAAUUGGGUACCCACCAUUCUGCUCAGAGACCCCCCAAGAAACAUACAGGAAAGUGAUGAACUGGAAAGAGACCUUGGUCUUUCCUCCUGAGGUUCCAACAUCGGAGAAAUCCAAGGAUUUAAUUCUCAGGUUUUGUACAGACUCCGAAAACCGCAUCGGCUCGAACGGCGUUGAGGAAAUUAAGAGUCAGCCCUUUUUCGACGGCGUCGAUUGGGGACAUAUCAGGGAGAGGCCGGCGGCGAUUCCCAUUGAAAUAAAGAGCAUCGAUGACACCUCCAAUUUCGACGAGUUCCCAGAGUCUGACAUUUUGAAGCCAGCGUCAAACCCACCGGAGCCCGACUACAAGUCCAAAGACUGGGUCUUCCUCAAUUACACGUACAAGAGGUUCGAAGGUCUGACGCAGCGGGGGUCGAUCCCUUCCUACAUGAAAUCCGGGAAGCUUUGAGCGGCUUGUCCCCCCCCAUCCCUGGACACAAACAGUUACUCAGGUAUCCGCAGAGAACACGUCAGCGAAAUAUAUUCUAGACUCGGUGUUCACUAAAACCCAUGAGGAAAUUCUGCAGGAUUAGGAUUUCGGACGACUACAGGAAACAGCUGGCAGCGCUGGCGACCUUUCCCCUCUUCUUUUUUUUUAAGAAAAAACUCAAUUUUGAUUCUACCCAAAGGUACUGGAAUGUGAGCAUCUGUAUCAUAUCUGUGGCUGUCUCUCUGUGAGUGUUACAGGUCAUUUGGAUUCACCGGUACCGAGCCAUUGUGUUUCUGUGCCGCCAUCACUGUUGUGUGGCCAGUAGGGUAUUGUGGCCUUUAAAUGGUCAAUCUUGUCUGUUGGGAGGAAAUGGACUGGGUUACAUUGUUACUUUAUCCAUGUAAAUGUGUCUGAUUAUAUCGUUAUUUAUUCUGCCCCAAUCAUUGUUUAUUUAAUCAUAUUCAUUCAAUGUGUCGGAUGAGCAUAAACCCUGCCCUAAUUAGUGAGUAAUUAGCUUAAACCCCACCCCUACUAGUUAUUGGCUAGUAUGAAACCCUCCCCAACCAGCGAUAAGCAUAAACCCCACCCCCACUAGUGAGUAAUAAGCAUAAACCCACACCUUCUAGUAAGUGGUUAAUGUAAACCCCUCCCCAACCAGCGAUGAGCAUAAACCCCACCCCCACUAGUGAGUAAUAAGCAUAAACCCACACCUUCUAGUAAGUGGUUAAUGUAAACCCCUCCCCAACCAGCGAUGAGCAUAAACCCCACCCCCACUAGUGAGUAAUAAGCAUAAACCCACACCUUCUAGUAAGUGGUUAAUGUAAACCCCUCCCCAACCAGCGAUGAGCAUAAACCCCACCCCCACUAGUGAGUAAUAAGCAUAAACCCACACCUUCUAGUAAGUGGUUAAUGUAAACCCCUCCCCAACCAGCGAUGAGCAUAAACCCCACCCCCACUAGUGAGUAAUUAGCAUAAACCCCACCCCAACCAGUGAGUGAUUAGCAUAAACCCCUCCACUCCUGUGAAGCAUCAGUAAGUGGAGAGAAGAGCAUUAGGGUAUGACAUGACUUUGUGUCUCUUACAAUAAAGUAGAUGACUUUAGCAUUAUUAAAGGCAAAGUACUUCACAACGUAUAAAAAGCAAUGUAUCCGCCCAGCGCAGCACUUACUUACAUAUUAAGUAUUCAUUCAAUUAACGGCCCAGCAAACCCAGUCUCACUUCCUGCCUCUUGUCCUAUCAGUACAUUUAUAUUCAGUGCUGGUUCUGCCCGACCUCUCCCAUGUCGUACCCAUAACACAGAGUGGGGAGAGCACAAAGCACAGGGAGAAGGGGUGGGAGGUAUUUUUAGACAUUGAUCAGAACAUUCUAAAUCCACAGCUUUUCAAUUAAUGUUGUAAAUGAUUUGAUUCGUUAACACUAGACAAUAAAGAUGGAUUGUAGUGAUA